Messenger RNA from Podarcis muralis (Common wall lizard), 2191 nucleotides. It is a transcript of the gene RPH3AL, whose product is annotated as rabphilin 3A like (without C2 domains). Gene Ontology annotation, cellular component: synapse. NCBI's taxonomy places the organism in Eukaryota, Metazoa, Chordata, Lepidosauria, Squamata, Lacertidae. Gene Ontology annotation, molecular function: small GTPase binding. Gene Ontology annotation, biological process: regulation of calcium ion-dependent exocytosis; spontaneous neurotransmitter secretion; exocytosis. The record is from RefSeq and is a predicted model, not a curated record.
CCUCCGCACGCUCCGCUGCCUGCCGGCGCCUUAUUUAUUUAAGGUCUGAGUAAGAGCCGCGGUGGGGAGCGCGCUUCUGGCCGGGCCGCCGACGGGGUCCCGAUCUGCCGGCUCCGAGCAGCCUCUGCCGCCUGCAGAGCGGAAUGGGCGCGGUUUGAUGUCGCCGUCUGCCCUGCGUGGUUUCUCGCCAUGGCCGAUACAAUCUUUGGCAACGGGAACGACCAGUGGGUCUGCCCCAAUGACAGGCAGCUAGCCUUGCGGGCCAAGCUUCAGACGGGCUGGUCGGUGCACACGUUCCAAAGCAACCGGCAGAGGAAGACGCAGGCGCUGAACGCCAAGGAGAUGGAAGUCAUCCUAGAAGUCGUCCGCCGGGCGGAGAAACUGGACGUUGUUGAACAGCAGAGGAUUGGGCGCCUGGUGGAGCGACUGGAGAACAUGCGGAAGAAUGUGAUGGGCAAUGGCUUAUCUCAGUGCCUGCUCUGCGGAGAGGCUCUGGGGCUGCUGGGGAGCACGGCCGUCUUUUGCCAAGACUGCAAAAAGAAAGUCUGCACCAAAUGUGGGAUUGAAACCCUGAGCGCCCAGAAGCGGCCCGUCUGGUUCUGCAAGAUUUGCAGUGAGCAGAGAGAGGUUUGGAAGCGGUCCGGCGCCUGGUUCUACAAGGGCCUCCCCAAGUACAUCUUGCCUUUGAAAAGCGGUGGCGGCAAAGCCAGUGAGCAGACCCCGCGACCUCGUCACCUGGAGCCACCAGCGAUGGACCUCAAGGGGGUCUCCCCCCGACAUUCCUUCACCUGGGCCAGAGGAAGAGUGGUCUCUAGUGAUAGUGACAGCGACUCUGAGUUCAGCUCGUCGAGUCUGGAUGACCGGUCUUUGCUCGCAGGAUCGAAGGGUUUCAAGAUCAGACAACACCGAGCGGAAUCUGUGUCCAGCAGCGAAGUGGCCCGGACCCCCACCAGGACCCCCAGCCGUGCCUUGGGGAGCAUUUUGUCGGAGAGCCAGAGCAGCCUCUGCAGCGAGAGGGGAGGAGCCUUGAGCGCUACGGAGAGCUGCCACAGCGACCUCCCGGCUGAAGACGAAGACAGCGAUGCCGGCCGUGGCGUCUCUGGGAAAAGACGCCUUCUGUCCAGCCCGCGGCGUUGAUGGGGGCCCAGCUCCUUCCUGAGAGGUUUCCUCUACACCGACCCGCUGCCCAGAAGCCGGGCUGGACUGUGCGACCCGGGACUUUUGGGGCGGGUGGGGAACCAAAGACACACGCCAGCCUUACAGACCUGAGCUUGCCACUGUGCCGAAGGUGAUGUGACUGUGGCUUUUCUCCUCCUGUUUUGUUUUGCUCCUCUUGCUGAUAGAUGAAGAACCGGCGCAGUCGAGGAACAACCUUUUCUGCAGGAGACCCCUGCAAAGAAACCAAGAGAACUCCUUUGACCAACUCUCUCCUUUGGCCCUUUCGGAAUUGGGGUUCCCUGCAAUUUUGACUGCAUGUACUGAGAUGCUGACUAGGACGGCUUUCUCUUGGAAAGAGGGUCCUUCUGUUGAGUGGUUAGGGAGAAGGAGGAGCUGUGUGGUGUGGCUGCAACGCUUAGCUCUUUGCACAGGCCUAAAAAUAUUUUGCAUCCUGGGAAAGGCAGUGAGUAUCAGUCCCUGGUGGAGAAUGGGCAUCGCACUGGGUCUAGGAUUUAGGAUGGACGGACGGCAGCCAGGUUAGUGGCUGGUAGACCCUUUUUAAAUUAAAUGCCACUGCAGCCAUAGCUGGAGGGGGAGGAACUGUGCCAUGUGGCAAACUGAGUUGCCUGAUUCUGAGCUGAUUCAUCCCGCCUUCCGCCCAAUCACUGGGAGGCUUUUAGGACAGCAGUUUGGAAAGGAGAAAGAGGAUUGGCUGCAAGUGAAGUGGGAGUCCCUUGUGUCUCACUUGCCCCCUUCUCCCCAUGGGGAAUGCCUUCUCAAUUAAGCGUGUUGCAAUUGGGAUCUGCAACUGGAAGCUCUUAAGGCAAAAUCCAGCCCCUUAAGGAAUUCCGUCACAAUCAUUACAGCUCGUUUGGGGUUGGGAGGAUCCGUCCCUGACGAAAAGUGUCCCUCUUGGCUUCCCCUCUCUCUUUGCAAAAUUCCUUGUUUGGCCUGUAUGUUGCACACAAUGUGUUCCGCUCAUGUGGGAGGCUGUUUUUUUAAUAAAAUAAAAUAAAAUUCCAAAUGUGCUGUU